GAUACUCGCAGUGCAACCAUCGUCAUCCAAAUAUCGAAGAAAGGAGCGAAAAAUUAAAAACCCGAAAUUGCGGUACAAAAGAUUCGAACUUAUUUCCCGGAACGAUGGCUGUGGGAUCUUGUCAUUAUUGGAUCAAGUGGGGUUGUUGAGAAACAAGUUAGUGCCCCGGACACUCUCACAACCUGGCUAACAACAGCCUUUGCUGUGCAUCCGCUGUAUGGACUCUCCGUCACCGCCCAGGCUGCAGAGCUCACCACAUCUCAAGACCUGUUUGUCAGCUUGGACUUGCCAUAUUCUGCUGUACGGGGAGAGGAUGUCUGUCUCAAAGCUGCUGCCUUCAAUUACCAUAACAAGCCUUUACAAAUGCGGUUGAUGUUGGGUCAGGCUGAUGGCUUGGAGAACGUUGUUCUGGAGCCAGCAGCACUUGACCCUAGCAAGCUUGUGGAGACUCGACGUUCAGUCAUGGUGACACGAGACCUCGGUCUUGUGGCACCUAACACGACGAAAGAAACAGAUUUUUGCUUCACACCAACAAAAGUAGGCGAUCUGCCUAUCCGUGUUAAUCUUACAUCGUCUGUUCCUGGCGAUGGGGUAGAGUAUACCCUAAAGGUAGAGCCUGAAGGAUCGCCUCAAGUACAGACAGUCACUGUUCUCCUUGACGCCAAGCCUAAUAUAAUGUUUACGAAAUCUGUCCCUCUGAACUUCCCCUCUACAGCGGUUCAAGGGUCACAGGUCAUCACUGUCAGCGUGUCAGGUGACCUGCUGGUACCUGUCAUCUCUAAUCUGGAAACGAUACUGGCUUUGCCUAACGGAUGUGGAGAACAAAACAUGAUCUCAUUCGCUCCCGAUGUUUUAGUGAUUAACUACCUUCAGCGCACAAACACUUACACUCCGGCCCUGGGGGAGCAAGCACAGCAGUUCAUGUUGACAGGCUACCAAAAGGAACUUACCUUCCAACGUCUGGAUGGGUCAUUUAGUACCUGGGGACAGACUGACCCGUCUGGUAGCAUGUGGUUGACUGCAUUCGUAACAAAGUGCUUCGUUCAUGCAAUGGCACUGAAAGAUAAUGUUAUCACCAUUGACCCCAAGGUAGUCAGAUCUUCUUUAAAGUGGAUUACAACUCAGCAAACAAAUGACGGUUCGUUUCCAGAGCCAGGAAAUGUCGUCCACAAAGAAAUGCAGAGUGGGUCUGCAAACGGCGAGGCAAUAACGGCUUUUGUGCUCAUCUCCCUGGCUGAGGCCAGCAAUAAAUUUAAGGAUCUGGAUCCUGGAGAGCAGCAAGGCUUGCAGAAUUCUAUCUCCAGAGCUCGUGAUUUCUUAGAAGCACGAUUGAAUGCGCUAACUGACCCCUAUGACCUCGCCAUUGUGACGUAUGCACUGCACCUAGCUCGCAGUGGCAGCAAGGACCUCGCUUUCCAACGCUUACAACAAAACGCGAUAACAAAUAAUUACACAAAGCAUUGGGAAAGAGAUCCUGCGACAUCCGCUCUAAAUAUAGAAAUGACGUCAUAUAACCUCCUGACCUACAUUUUGCGAGAGGACGUGGAGGGCGCCAUGCCUAUUCUACGUUGGCUGAUGGAACUGCAGGGUCCUAAAGGUGGCUUCAUAUCUACCCAGGACACAGUUGUCGGCCUCCAGGCUUUGGCGGAAAUGGCUGCUGCGAACCACAAUCCAGUUGCAGUACCUUUAACUGUCACAGUCAGCUGGAACUCAGGAGGACAAGCAUUCAAGAAGGACUUGACCAUCGACGACUCCACAAAGAUGUUACUUCAAACCGUAGACGUGACCAUUGUGAGCAGCAACAUUCCACCUGAAGUACUAAUUUCAGCUUCUACUAGCGGUACUUUUACUGGAUUCCCAGAGGCAAAAGUUGUCAUGCAAUACAACAUUAACGACUCUACAACCUCCGAGAUCUUCCAGAUUACCUACCAGGUUGUCAAAGCCAGUGUUAAGACUUUCACUGUAGUCGUAGAAGCUAAGCGUGUGGAUGGCAAGCAGGGAGGCAAUGACUCUUCUGGAAGUGGGCAUCCCUACUGGCUUUUCUGUUGACACCACUCAUCCCAGCUAUUCCGUGCCUACCUCCAAGCUGCAGGAACAAGGUCACAGGAAGUACAUCUUGUAUUAUGAUGAAGUGAACGCCAGUGGAGUGCGAGCUUCAUUGCCCAUGUCUGUGUCUCAAGGAAUCCCCGUUAACACCCAGCCUGUUCCUAUCAAAAUCUACGAUUACUACGAACCAGGUGGCAAGCAGCAGCUAUCUGUGUACUACCAACUGUCUGGACAAGAAAGUUCUUAUCUGUGAGUGCGUCACAGAGUACAAAGGUUGCUCAUCUGACAGCCUGGCGGGAUAGUAGUCAUUGGGACUACAAACACUCCAGACAGCAAAUACUUUCCAGCUAUUGUUUAAACAAAUUUGUGUACCCAGCUGCUGGAGUAAAUUUACAGCCAUGAACAUUUACUAUAGUAGUUGCUUGUUUCAGACUUGCCUACUUCUACAGAUAUUUUGUCGCAGCUAUAGACAACUAGCUAUAUAGCUAUAAUCGCACUAAAAAUACCCUUUAGAACCAAAAAUUGUGUCUUAACAGAUCAUUAAAAAGCACGAGAAAUUAAAGAGUGGGAAUGAGGACGAUUGAUUUCUCUGGAGACAACCGACUAACGCAGCUUCAAAUUUAGUUUGUCAGAGGCUUUAGUCAUUGCGACUGUAACCUGUCAUCAUCCAAAAGUAAUAAGAGGGAUGUUAAUGAGCUUAGUCUAUAAGCACUUAAGUUCUGCCGAGUGCCAGCUAUGACUGAGAGUUGAGAAAAUGUUACUUUUCGCGAUAAUAGCUGUUGAUAAUAGGAGAAAUGUGAAAUUUUGUAUCCGAAAGCUCUAAUGAUGAUUUCUAGGGUUAGACAAGUCUGUUGUACUCAAAAUAAUUGCAUGGAUCUCUCUAAAAAAGCGAGCAAACAUUGCAUUGUGAU
This is a messenger RNA of Pomacea canaliculata, 2957 nucleotides long. Its product is annotated as CD109 antigen-like. The coding region runs from base 364 to 2049 and encodes 561 amino acids. NCBI's taxonomy places the organism in Eukaryota, Metazoa, Mollusca, Gastropoda, Architaenioglossa, Ampullariidae. The record is from RefSeq and is a predicted model, not a curated record. Gene Ontology annotation, cellular component: extracellular region. The transcript is spliced from 17 exons.